UCACCACCUCCACUACAAUGGGCUGCAGUCAAUCCAAGUCUACCACCGACCAGGUCGUGGAGCGCGUGUCGGUUGACACCCCGGCCGUCGAGGCUCCGGCCCCGGUGAGUGUCUCCGUCGCGGCCCCUCCUGCCUCGGAGGCGCCGUCCGCUGCCCCUGCUUCGGUCGCCGCUGCUGCACCAGUUGAAGCUGUCGAGGAAGCUCCCAAGACGGAGGAGCCCGCUACUGCUGCUGUUGAAGAGGAGGUGGCACCGGCCGAUGAGCCCGCUGCCCCCGUUGAUGAGCCCGUCGAAGACGCGGCCAAGGCCGACGAGCCGGCCGAUCCUGCAGAGGCCGAGGAAGAGAAGGCCGUCGAGGAAGCCGCCCCCGUUGACGAAGAGGCCCCCAAGUCGGAGGAGAAGGCCCCGGAAGCCGAGCCCGAGUCGGCCCCGGUCGAAGCCGAGGCUGCAGUUGAAGAGGAGGCGCCCAAGUCUGAGCCUGUCGCUGAGGAGGUCGCGGCCGAAGCUGAAGCGCCCAAGUCCGAGCCUGCUGCUGAAGUUGAAGCGCCCAAGUCCGAGCUCGCUGCUGCGGAGGAGGCGCCCGUCGAGGCUCCCCAGCCCGAAGUCGUGGAGGCCCCCGCCCCGGUCAGCGAGGCGAAGGCGAAGGCGUCCGAGGUCGCUGCACUCACCUUCAAGGCCGAGGCCGUGACCUUCAACGACAAGGGCGUGGCCUUCUACAACUUCGACGGCUCGGACGCCAGCAACCCGGCCAACGACGUGCACGUGUCCAAGCGGUACUCGGAGUUCAAGGCUCUGCACGCGCAGCUCGCGCAGCUGUUGGCCGACAACCAGGACGGCAAGGCGUCGGACCUGCCGGCGCUGCCCAAGGCCUCGCUGCUGCAGGGCCGCAAGAACAAGAAGAUGCUGCAGGACCGCAAGACGCAGUUCACGGCCCUGCUCAACGCCGCCGCGGCCCACCCCGUGGCCGCCCAGAGCGACGUAUUCAAGGCCUUCUUGGCGUAGACUUAAGGGCUCCCGAGCUCGAGCAUCACACUUUAUUCUCCACUAUGUAAAAUGUACAAUGUCUUUCAUCUUAUC
Molecule: messenger RNA, 1076 nt
Organism: Phytophthora sojae
Lineage: Eukaryota; Oomycota; Peronosporomycetes; Peronosporales; Peronosporaceae
Exons: 1
Coding region: 18-1001 (327 amino acids)
Molecular function (GO): phosphatidylinositol binding
Source: RefSeq, a predicted model, not a curated record